GCAUCAUUACAGUAGGUGGCGGUAAUGCAUAAUAACAAAGUAAUGUAGCAUUUAAAUAGACGAGGAAGAAAACGUUCGCAACGUAUUUGGGAAAAUGGCGGGGGCUUUGAAGGAGAAAGAACUUGCCCAACAGCUUUAUGCUGCUUUGCAGGCUGCAUCUUGUCCCUUGGUGGAUGGUCUUUACCUUCAAGAAGCAGACAGCAUGCUGCAGCUUUUCUGUCCCCCUUCCCAGCACCGCACCGAAAUACUGGCAUGGAUCUGCAGCAGUAUCAGUCCAAGCUUUGCCAAUUCCAAGGCCAUGGCAAUGAGAUCCAAAGAACCAGAUGCUUUGAACAAAGAAAUGGCUAUGCUUGGACAGGAGCUAAUGUUGUGUAAAGCAGGCGAUAUGGACCUGAUCAAGGGUGAGACGAACCCUUAUCGGCAACUUCAGUUCUUGGAGCAACUCUUAACUCUGGUCCCAGGCUGCAAGACGUCAUGUGGACACAAGAUGGAUGAAGAGAUGCUGCUGAAUGAACUCUACAGUGCUGAGAAUCUGCCCCACUUGACAGAGAUGCUCAACCCCACAUUUGACCCCUGGCCUGCACACAUGAAGGCUUUACACAAAGGCGCCAAAUUAUAUUCUAAACAGACCCAAAAUGAAGCUACAGAUAUUGCAUCCCUUCUACAGUCGACUCAGUCAGCACUAAUGGAGCUACAGUCAGAGUGUGAAUUCCUCAGCAAUGAGGCGCAGAGUGCUGCCAUCUUCUCCCCAAGCUCCCUGCGUGUGGCAGCAGGCGAUCUUCAACAGCUGAUGGCUACUUUCAGCCAUGUUUAUGAAACGGACUUGAGAUCUUACUGCAGCAGAGAUCAUCCCAGCUUCAGCUCAGACUCCAAUGUCUUUCAGAGAGUACACCAACUACUGCUGGCCUGUAACACGGAAUUGGAAAUGCUGAAUGAACUAUCAGAAGCUUCUGUGUAUAUGAAUGAGGAAGUAAACAAGUUACAAACUGAGCCUCGUUACUGGUGCAGGGGAGAAAAACGUCCACUACCUGAUCAACUGGAAGCACUUAUCAGACGGAGCAAAGAGCUUCUCACACUGCUUCACAUUUAGUGGAAUUGUGUGUGCAGGAGAAUCUGAUGUAUAAUUUAAAUUUCUAAUGUUUAGCAGAACUGCAAGAGACACAGUACAUGUAAGGAGGUUAAUUGUUAUUUAGUGAGACACCUGUGAGACACUUGUUUCUACUGCACCCUUUUCAACAUGCAAUUACAGUAAUGAGCAAAAAAAGUUAUUUCUUUGUAGCUGAGUUAAUUGUAUCUACUUUUGGUGAGCUGAAUAAAAUCAACAUAUGUUAAUACUUAAGAUGGCGGCACAGACACAUGCAGCGGCUUCAUACUCUCUCUUGACCACUUAAUAAAUGUAAAUGUUUUAAAUGUAAAUGUUGUAUUUUAGGAGGAAUGAUAUUCAUAAGGUGCCCAAACUCAGUAUGGAAGUAAAAUUGAAUAUACGUGCUUGAAAGGGUACAUUUACUGCUCCCCCAGGAUGGGUUAAAUGCAGAAGACCAAUUUCGUUUUUCCAUUGUAUAUUAUGAUGACCAAUAAAGGCUUUCUUUCUUUCUUUA
Betta splendens (Siamese fighting fish) is the source of this 1598-nucleotide messenger RNA. RefSeq names its product HAUS augmin-like complex, subunit 7 (gene haus7). The transcript has 9 exons. Gene Ontology annotation, molecular function: microtubule minus-end binding. Gene Ontology annotation, biological process: centrosome cycle; spindle assembly. Gene Ontology annotation, cellular component: HAUS complex. The record is from RefSeq and is a predicted model, not a curated record. Bases 95 to 1090 code for a protein of 331 amino acids. Lineage: Eukaryota; Metazoa; Chordata; Actinopteri; Anabantiformes; Osphronemidae.